AUGACUGAAUCUAAUAACACUUCACAACGGGACAAUUUAAAAAAAACAUAUGAUUAUUUGUUAGAAAUUUUUAAAGUACCAUCAUUGAAGCAAGAAUUACAGUUGACGAAUUUCGAGAUCUUCAAUAGUAAUUUGAUAGUCGACCUUAACGAACUUUUUUCAAGGUCCGACAUCAAGCCUAAAGCCCGAAUCUUCAGAAUCUAUGGCAACAUAAUUCAACUAUCAAGAGAUUUAACAAUUCCACCCUUGAAUGAAGGUGGUGUUAUUUUGAUAGCAGCAAGGCGAAUUGAAAUUAAACAAGGAUGUAAAAUAACUGUUAAUUACAAGAAAUAUUUCCGAACAGUUAUAUACGCUAAAGAAAUGACUUCGGAACUUGAAAUUGUCGCAAUAAAUCAACUAAAUAAUAAAAAAAAUUUAUUAAAAUUCGAUGCCGACAUUUCAAAAGAUAAUAAAACCUUUGGUAAAUCACUUACUAUAGGUGAUGCCGAGAAAUCUGAAGAAAAGGAUCUACGCAUCUUUGAUAAUAUUAUUCUUAAUAAUCAUUCAUUCCUUAAAAUGGUACGAUACUCUUUAUUUAUUGCCAGUGUCUUAUUUUAUGAUGAACCUGAAAUUACACGAUCAAUUCUCUCUUGGAUAUGCAAAAUAACCGAAUCACAAUCUGACGAGUCUGACGAUCAACAAUCUGACGAUCUGCAUCAUCAAGCACUUUCGAUAAUUGUACAAUUGGAUAUCUCUGAAGAAAGAAGGAAAAGUGAAGUUUCAUUUAUUCCAUUAUUGGAUAAAAAAUUCUAUAAGAAAGGAAUCGAUGAAUUUAUGAAAUCAGUAGGAUAUUAUGAAAAAAAAUAUACGCAAUUUUUAACUAAAAGGGAUGCUGUUGCUCAAAAGAAAACUGAAUCUAAAGUAUCGUUAGAAAAUUAUAAUGAUGAAACCGCUUUAAGCAAACACUUGGAAGAAAUUGAACGCGGUCGUUAUUUUUCAGCAUUAGAAUUAACGAAAAAAAUAGAAGAUGACUUAGAGGAUAAGAAAAAUCACGUAAGCAGCGCAUGCAAAGUCUUCAAAGAUGGGAUUGAAGAAUGGAAGCAAGAAAAAAUGCAUGAAGCACAAAAAGAAUUAUUAAUAGCGGUUUUUACCUUGGCAGUACGCGUUGGUACAAUUGUUAUCAGACCUGAUGGCAUAGUAGACAUUAUUAAAACUAUAGAAAAGACAUCUAUUUCGAUUCAAGGUGCUCUUAAUACUACAGAUGAACUAAACAAAAUUUUUGGGACUACAGACAAAGUAGAAAAGUUUGUUACGAAAAACAAAUUUAUAAAAGAAAAAAUUCAAAAAAUUACCCAAAUUAAUAAAGAUUUAAUAGGCAAUUACAAUAUCGCUGAAGAUCUGAAUAAUAAUAUAAUAACAGAGCAAAAAAGUUUAGAAGCUUUGAAUGUUAAGGAACUUGCACAAAUGCUUAAAACAGAAGAUCGAAAAGGAAUAAAAAUGAAAGCUGACUGGAAAUCAACCAAGAGCGGUAUAAUGAAAUUACUUAAUUAUCCAAUUGAUCAGAAGAUUAAAGGUGCAAUCGAAUAUAAAUAUUCAAUAGAAAAUUUAUUUAACUAUAUUAACGCAUACAUUGCAGCAAAAAAUGACGAGGCAAAAAAAAAUUACAAAUGUGCAUACAAAUAUUGGUCUCUUUCUGAAUCUGAUGUUGAACUUUCUGUUAAAAAAACUACCGAAAAACUCAUACAAGAUAAAAAUAUAAUUUAUAAAGAAUUAGAAAGCGCAUACUUUAAAUUUGGAAAUUUACCUCAAACUUCGAUGGUAUCAAUUGAUGUUCCUACAAAUUAUACCAAAAAAUUUAUGAAAAAUAGAUUUAUUACUUACGAAAUUCCAAUAGAUCAUCCAAAAUUUCGACGAUGUGAGCGUGUUCGACUUAUUAAUUUUAGAGUAUUUCUUGAGGGUGUUGGGUCCAAAGAUGAUGAAAUCUCUUUUUUUAUUAGCAAUACAGACACAUAUUAUGAUAGAUAUGAAGGGAAAAUUUAUCAUUUUAAAUCAAGAUAUAGAAAAGGUCAAGCGUUUAAGUAUAAAGUACCUAAUGAAAUAUUAACAGAUUUGUCAUUUAGAUCAGAUAUCUAUUUUGUUCCAACGCCAUUUAGCCGAUGGAGAAUUAAGCUUGAUGAUUGUAAAAUCGGUGAUUCUAUGUUGGAACCAUCUGAAAUAGAUCUAUCCGAAUUGAAAUCAAUUGAAAUUAAAUUAGAUGUAGAAUGUUACUAUGUUGAAAAGUAA
Messenger RNA from Dentiscutata erythropus, 2262 nucleotides. The record is from the annotation of a GenBank genome assembly. NCBI's taxonomy places the organism in Eukaryota, Fungi, Glomeromycota, Glomeromycetes, Diversisporales, Gigasporaceae.